AUGCAGUCCAAGUUCAGGGUUUGGUUGCUCGCAGCCGCGCUGCUCGUCAGUUUCGCCGCUUCCACCGGCACGACCACUGCCAGCACGGUGGAGAGCUUGAGCCUCGAGGAGCUGGACGAGCAACUUCAGGUGCCGUGGUCCUCCAUGUCCUCCUUCUCACCCGAUUCAACGGAGCUCAACGCUGCCAAACAAGACAAGCACGAAGCCGAAUCACAAUCUCUCACCUUGCGACUCUUUGCCAUCCUCUUCCCGAGCUCCCACCCUGCCAUCAACGCGCUUCUCGCAACGCUUUACAUCUCUGGCCCGCCCAACUUUCUGCUCGCUCUGUGCCCGACCAACAUUGAUCCCUCAUCGCUGAGCGUCAUGGUGGCCUUUGCCGUCGGCGGCCUGCUCGGCGACACUCUCUUUCACCUGCUACCCGAGAUCUUUCUCGGCGAGGACGAAGCCGACCGGGCCCGCUUUGUGCUCGUUCAGCCCAACAGGAAUAUCGUUUUGGGAUUGGCCAUCCUCGUCGGCUUCAUGACCUUUGUCGCCAUUGAUAAGGGACUGAGGAUUGCCACCGGUGGCCAGGGGCAUGACCACAGCCACCACAACCACCACGACGACUCCGUCAAGCCGAAGCAGGUGGACGACGUUGCGGCCGUAGGUGCCCGGACGACCGGUGCCGGUGCCUCCAACGGCCAAGUCAAGUCGAGGAAGAAGAAUGCGAAAAAGAGCGGCCAUGAUGUGGCCGAGACAGCCACGCAGGUCAACCCAAGUGUCAAGCUGGGCGGAUAUCUCAACCUCAUCGCAGAUGCCAUACACAAUGUCACCGAUGGCCUCGCCAUGUCGGCUAGUUUUUACGCCUCGCCAACCAUCGGUGCCACCACCACCGUCGCCGUCUUCUUCCACGAGAUCCCCCACGAGGUCGGUGACUUUGCCUUGCUCAUCCAGUCCGGUUUCUCGAAGCGUGCCGCCAUGGCCUCGCAGUUUCUUACCGCACUCGGUGCCCUACUCGGUACACUCAUAGGCAUCGCCGUCCAGGAGCUGGGCGGAGGCAGCACGGCAAGCGGCGAGAUGGGCAUGAUGCGCAACGCAGGCCUCUGGGGAACCAGCCUGACGUGGGGCGAUAUGCUUCUCCCCUUCACCGCCGGCACAUUCCUCUACGUCGGUACCGUGGCUGUCAUUCCUGAACUUCUCGAGACUGGUGACAACAAGAUGCAGGACCUUCGCAAGUCAUUGUUGCAGUUCACGGCCGUCGCAGCUGGUGCUGGAGUGAUGCUCUAUAUCUCGUGGCAUAACUGA
Molecule: messenger RNA, 1284 nt
Organism: Drechmeria coniospora
Lineage: Eukaryota; Fungi; Ascomycota; Sordariomycetes; Hypocreales; Ophiocordycipitaceae
Product: imidazoleglycerol-phosphate dehydratase
Exons: 4
Coding region: 1-1284 (427 amino acids)
Biological process (GO): zinc ion transmembrane transport; intracellular zinc ion homeostasis
Cellular component (GO): membrane
Molecular function (GO): zinc ion transmembrane transporter activity
Source: RefSeq, a predicted model, not a curated record